Molecule: messenger RNA, 1149 nt
Organism: Mugil cephalus (flathead mullet)
Lineage: Eukaryota; Metazoa; Chordata; Actinopteri; Mugiliformes; Mugilidae
Gene: ctsh
Product: cathepsin H
Exons: 12
Coding region: 104-1081 (325 amino acids)
Biological process (GO): immune response
Cellular component (GO): lysosome
Molecular function (GO): cysteine-type endopeptidase activity
Source: RefSeq, a predicted model, not a curated record
GCCAUUCACCUCGUGACCACGUGUCUCCGACUGUAUAUAAACAGGUUUCACUUCACUUUCCGCCGCCCCCUGCUAACGCCGGCUGAAGUCUUAAUCCGUGGACAUGGCGAUAAUUUUGCUCCUGUUGACUUUGGCGUCUGUAACUUCAGCUUUUCACCUGUCUGAACGAGACGAGUAUCACUUCAAGACAUGGAUGGCACAGCACAGAAAAGGGUACGACAUGAUGGAGUACAACCACAGGCUCCAGAUAUUCACUGAGAACAAGAGGAGGAUUGACAAACACAAUGAAGGAAAUCACUCUUUCACAAUGGCGCUGAACCAGUUUUCAGACAUGACGUUUGGUGAAUUCCGAAAGGCCUUUCUCUGGUCCGAGCCACAGAACUGCUCUGCUACUAGAGGGAACUACCUCAGCAGCAAAGGGCCACAUCCAGACUCCAUUGACUGGAGGAAGAAAGGAAAUUAUUUGACGCCUGUGAAGAAUCAGGGACCAUGUGGCAGUUGCUGGACUUUUUCCACAACCGGCUGUCUGGAGUCUGUUACCGCUAUUGCCACUGGGAAACUAGUACCACUGUCAGAACAACAGCUGGUGGACUGUGCCCAGGAUUUCAACAACCACGGAUGUAAUGGGGGUCUUCCCAGUCAAGCAUUUGAAUACAUCAUGUACAACAAGGGACUGAUGACAGAGCAGGACUACCCAUACAAAGCUAUGGAAGGUGCUUGCGUGUACAAACCAGACAUGGCUGCUGCUUUCGUUAAGGAUGUGGUGAACGUAACAGCGUACGAUGAGAUGGAGAUGGUGGAUGCUGUCGGCACACGCAAUCCUGUCAGCUUUGCCUUCGAGGUGACCUCUGACUUCAUGCAUUACAGCCAGGGCGUCUACACCAGCACUGAAUGUCACAACACUACGGACAAGGUGAACCACGCUGUGCUAGCUGUCGGCUAUGGGCAAGAGAAGGGCACCCCUUACUGGAUAGUGAAGAACUCAUGGGGAACCAGCUGGGGCAUAGACGGAUACUUCUGGAUUGAACGUGGGAAGAACAUGUGUGGACUCGCUGCUUGCUCAUCCUUUCCCGUGGUGUGAUUUAUAAAUGAUUGUGCACUACAGGAGGACUCAAAGGGAUGUUUCAUUUUACAGGAUUUUUUUUUUUA